ACUUGAAAAGCAGGAGUUUCCAAAACUUAAGUUAAAAAAAAAUAUUAAAAGGUGUAGACAAAAUGGGACUCUUAACAACUGUGCAAGGCCUUGUAGACCAGACUAAAACUCUCCAUCAGGUAAACAGCACUUAAAGCUUUCAUCUUUGAGAAUGUGAGAGGUUGGGAGAAUAUCAGGUUCCACUUUUGCUUCUGAAAAAAUCAGCAGGUGUAUGCACAUUCUUUCACUGUGAGAAAGCUGCUUAAGGCUAUGGGUCUGAAAGCAUGUGUAGCUGUUAAGAAGGCAUUACUGCGAGAAUAAAAUAAAGCAGAAUAAUUGCACAAGAACACUGAAGCUGGACAUCUGAGACGUGGAGUAAGAUUUUAUGUGGUAAUGAGUCUUAAUGUGAGAUCUUUGAAAACAACAGAAGAUUAUGCAUGCAAAAUGAAAGCUUUUUUUGAACCCUGACUACAACCAUCAGUCAAGCAUGAUGGAGGGUCAGUUUAGGUAUGUAUAACAACAUCUGGAGUCUUUAAAGGCAUCAUACAUGCCAGUCCAUCACAGUUCAGACUUCUAACAAGCAUAAUAUAUAUAUUUUUUAUUUUCAUAGGUGGAUGCCAUGGGUGUGUGUUGUGUAGUAACCUCUGCAACAGUUCCUGCAGAUACCUUCAGAGGACAAACCUAAAAAAAGUCUAAUACAUCUUUUUAAAAACAGAAGAGGGUGUGGAUUCUCCUCUUUAAUCAUCUGCAGAGUAAGAUAAAACUGGGUUAGCAAGAAGUGUACCGCAAGAACUGACAGGGAAAUUAUCUCUCACAGCCAAGACAGUCCGAUGGUGUGACAAGAUCUCAGUUCUCCAUGAACUCUGCAGGGAGGAGACUGUGCGUGACGAUAUAAGGAGAGGAUGACUGACCAGAACACAGGAUCUCCAUAUAUAAUAUUCGUCCUGGUCUUUUGCUUUUUCAUCAUGGGCCUUUUGGGUUUUAUCAUUUGCCACAUGCUUAAGGAAAAAGGAUACCGCUGUCGUAGAGCUGAGUCUGAAAAUGAAGACUGUAAAAACACAUUUGGGCCAGACAGUGACGAUGAAUCCGAAGACAAUCAAGACACUGUAGAGAAAAUACUUAAAUGUAUUAUUGAAAAUGAAGCCAAUCUGGAUGCUUUCAGCGAAAUGUUGGGAAACCAGAAUCCUUCUGAACAGCGUGACCUAAGAUCACUACGCAAGGAGAGCUUGCAGGGCAUUCCCCUACAUCAUCAUACAAUCCACUUGGGAAGUAUUCAGAACUUUUGCCAUCACUGUGGGCAAGGUCAUCCCAAGAAAACUCAACGCAGAAACCACAUGGUCAGAAGCAAGGGCAGACCUGGAGAGCAGACUGUAUUCUCUGUAGGCAGGUUCCGCGUCACCCACAUGGAGAAGAAGAACAGUCUUCAAGACCCAACUAAUCUGCCUAUAAAUGAAUCAAGAGAUCAUCCGGAUCAUACAGCACCCCUAAAUUCUGAGACAAGAAUGAAAGAUACCCCUAAAACAAUUCAAGAGAGUUACAAUAUCCGUAAUAUGUUCAAAGGAAUUGAAGCAACUAAUGCCAUUGUACCAAAUGCAUCCAAGAGGAAGAAAAGUGUCACUCUCCUAGGCUUGCGUAAGGACAGUGAUACAGUGAGUUCAAAAGAGAAUCAGAGAACAGCUGAGAGAGACACCCUGCAUGAGACCUCUGAUCAGUUCCCUACUCCUUCAAAGCAAUGUUUAGGCUCAGAUCAGGUUCCUGAUACUAAUACAGAGGGCAUUUCACACAAAAAGUUUUUUAAUACAAAUUCUCUGAAGACCUUAGAGGAGAAAAUUAAUAUGCCACCAGAGAGUAAACAGGCUAAUAAAACAUCUUCAACCAAGUCAGAGAUAGAAGAAAUGAAGAUUGUUAAGGCCAGACCAGAUAGUCUGCGAGAAUUUUCCAUGGUACACGUGGAGGAAACCUCAAGUACAACUGCAGUCUCCGCUGAAGAACAAAGAGUUACCAUGGUACACGUGAAGUCUCUAGGGCAAUAGAGGUACAAUAACAAGUCAUGUGUGCUCAUGUGAAGUUUGAUACUGGUGUCAUUUGAGACUAAAACCACUCUGACAAAAAUAUGUAGUCAGCAAUACAAAUUAACUUUAGUAGUAAUAUAGAAUCACAUAUCACAGUUACUGGAAUGAUUGUAUGGAUAAAAUGGAUAUCAACUUAUAAACACUGAGCAGAUAGUGUUUCAUCACAGUGUAUUCACAUAUUUUAUGCUGCAGUCAACACAGUAAAACAUUACUCCUUAUGCACACUACUACUACUACUACUACUAGAAAUAGUAGUGGUUAAUUCUAACUAGAAUUACCUGCCUGAUGCCCCAUAUAGUACACUAAUAAGCAUAUGCAAUACACAAAUCAAUAGUCAUUAAUUACAAAGACCAGAUUAACUUCAUGUAUUUUUCACGGUUCAGGAAGCUAAUCUGACUGGAAAUUAGUUCUGCAUAAUGCUGCGUUUGACUGUUGGACUUCAAAAUAGGUACAAAUUAAAGUAAAUUCCUCCUCAACUGGCAAUUCCCACUUGGAAGUUUGGAAUGGUGUUCUGAAUUCUCAUUAUUUUUAUGAUUGGCUAAAGCUGUAACAACGUCCUUAAAGAUGUGUUGAGAAGGUAAAUAUCAUGCAUGUUAGUCACUCAUAUAAAUUACAUUAGCCUGCAAGUUUGUUGCUCGUGCUUCCAUGAGGUAUCUAUGCUUUUCCCACUUUGUCACUCAGAAAUGCUGUUUUGAGCUCUGACUUCUGAGUCAAACACAGUAUAACAUUCAAAGUUUUUUGUUUUUUUUUCAAAAAAGUGCUUAACUUUGGAAAAUUAUGCUUUUUGUAGUUGAUCAGUGGACUAGGUAGAAUGUUGUCUUUUAGCAAACAUUUUUUAAUUGAAAAUAUAGUUUUAAAAUAUAGUUUUAAUAUUUGUUUUAAAUAAAAUACAGUAUUCCUGAAAAUAUCUAUCACAUAUAUAAUCACUCUAACCUAGCUCUGUAUUUUAAAGAUAUUUUAAAAAUUGCUUCCUAUAGGUCACUCCUAACAGACUACAUAAAAACAGCAGGCAUUAUUAAGCAUGUUACACGUUUUUUGUGCCAUACAGAUGACUAUGGUUCAGCUCUCAAAAGGUUUGUACAACAAAUUCACGACGUGUGACUUAAGCAUCUUUAUUUAUUGCAGUACAUGCAGCAAUACAAUUCCUCUGUCACAUUUAAAUUGAUUUCUCUACCAAAAAACUCAUUCUACUCACUUAUAAGAUCACCAUCAACUUUGUUGUACUAAAUACUAAUGAAUAAUUUAUUGUAACUCAUUUACCUUUAUUUACAUCAUUUUUAUUUACAUUUUUACAUCUUAUAUUUUCAUCUUAAAAUACUAACAAUACUAAACAGGAGUUAACAGGAAUAAUAUCAUGUAUUUUCUGAUGCAUAUUCAGUAUAUCAGUUUCUUGCUCUUAAUAGAGGCUGAUUUUGUUCCAUUGUCACUGAAAUAAAUCUGCAUUUUGCAAUACAUAUUAUAGAAUAAUACUUACAUAAAUUAAAUUUUGCAAACAGUGUAUAAAGGCAGAGCAGUUAGGUGCUUUAUGACAAAAUUCUGUUGCAUUAAAUACACAGGAAAAUAUUUAGUGCCAAUUUGAUAAACAUCAUAACUGUAAGUCACAAGACACGAAAACAAGAGCAGCCAGUCAGACUCCUGCUGUGCGUGACAUGCGAGACACAAACUCGAUAGUUAGCUCAAACUCCUCAGUGAGUGAAUAGUUAAUAAAUAUUAGAUAAAUAUUGGAACAGUCAAUAGUAGUGCUACACAGUUCUCAAUCCUUUCUGAGCCAUGACCCUCUAAAAAUGCAGUUUGUGGUUUGAAAAAAUGAAAAAGCAACUAUCUGUGUUUGGCUGUGUUUUAAUUUGAGUUAUUGUAAAUAUUUUAAAAAUCUGACAGCUGAUGGCUGUGUCUGCUUUAUUUGCUUUAUUUUAUGAGAAAUUACAACAGCCAGAAAAACCUUCUCAUAUGAGGUAACUGAAUGGUAUGAGUAGCAGACCUUUUUUGAUAAACUAACACUCCAUUUUUAGGUGUUUUGUAGCAUAGAAAGUAAUGUUGAUAUAAGAACAAGUUAGGAAAAGCUACUCUGAAAAAUGACAUCAAAACGAUAGAUGGACAUGUCACACAACACCCUCUUAUUUUGCACCAGUGCAAAAAAAAGGCAAAAAGGACUAAACAUCAUCAUCAUGGAGUGGCAGGUGUAAAUUAGGAGAGAAAAGAAGAAUGAAAAUGUUGAAAAAACAGAAAUGUUUUCAGGUUCCAACCUUGAUAGAGGAUGGGGUGGAGUCAUGGAGAGAUAAAAAAAAAACUGAAUUAAAAAUCAGUGAAAAAUGGUUUGCUGACUCUUAAUUGUAUCUGUUUAAAUGCUUGUUUAUUUCUGACAUUAACUAAAGAAAUAUUUUGGCUCCAUACUUCUACUUAUAAUUGCGUAAUAUUUUUGGUGCAGUACCCAUACUUUCACUUAAGCAUUAUUUCUCAAUACUUUUCCGACCCCUGGUCAUAUGAAUGAUUUUGUGUCAAUAAAGCUACAAUAUGUAAAUCUUUUAGGUUUUAUAAAGCAUUAUUUUCUUGUUAUUAUGCUUAUUUCCAUAACAGCCAAAUCACCACAAUUGUGCAGAAUCAUGCAGGAUCACAAAUCAUGAUGUUUAGCUGAUUUAAUUGAAUCAUAUAUAUAUAUCAUACUUUCUAGUUCUACAAUUACAGAGAGUCAUCAAUGUCUUUAUCUGCAUACUUUUUUCACCCUGUUCUUCGUUGGUCAGCAAAGGAGAUGUACUUAUGAUGUGUACUUGCAUGCACAGCUCCCAGUAAAGGUUUCAGUGCUCUUUGGAAAGAGUUCUCAAUGCAAAUAGACCUAUAUGAUAAUUACACUCACAGUGAGCAUCAUGUGGAUGUUUUUUUAUUAGUAUUUUUAAUGAUUAUACACACAUGUAAAAACAUACAUAUGGCCAAUGUCAGAAUAAAUUUUUCAUUCUUCGUU
Molecule: messenger RNA, 5007 nt
Organism: Colossoma macropomum (tambaqui)
Lineage: Eukaryota; Metazoa; Chordata; Actinopteri; Characiformes; Serrasalmidae
Gene: rell2
Product: RELT like 2
Exons: 7
Coding region: 882-2012 (376 amino acids)
Biological process (GO): positive regulation of cell-substrate adhesion; positive regulation of p38MAPK cascade
Source: RefSeq, a predicted model, not a curated record